AGUGUGAUCUAUGUCCUGUAUGUCUGGCUGCUCAGGGGUUUCUCUUCGGAUCCCUUCUAGCCCAGAGGUUAGGAGUGGGAUUUGUGCUGGUCCGGAAGAUGGGAAAGCUCCCAGGGCCUACACUGUCUGUGGCACACAAUCUGGAGUAUGGAGAGGCUGAGGUUAAGAUCCAGGAGGAUGCAGUGGCUCCAGAACAGAAAGUGCUUCUCAUCGAUGAUUUACUAGCCACUGGAGGAAACCUGUGUGCUAUCUGUGAGCUCAUGAAGAAACAGAAUGCAGAGGUAAUGGGCUGCAUGGUGGUCAUUGAGCUCAAUGGGGUUGAAAAGCUGAAGCCAAAUGCCCUCUUCUCCCUGGAGAAGUAUUGAGGUCAAUUCCAAACAAUUCCAAAUAAUCCACUCAACUGUAAUGGAGACCAUUUUUACAUAGGAAUGCUUUGGAAAGUUUACCUAUGCACUAUAAAGCAAAUGGCAUUCAUUUUCUAAGUAUACAUAGUAUGGCUGUGACGGUCAUGGAAUUUUGGAAGACUGUAUUUGGCCAGCCAAAUGACCACGCUCAGUGUAAUAACAGUUUGAAUAGCAGCAACUACAAAACAAAAAAAAACAUUUUUACAGUAUUUUCUCCUCUCCUCUGCUUGACUGCAUGUGCUGCCAUAUAAAUAGAAUAUUCAAGUCAAUGAUGGCAUAAUGCGUGAACUGGCGAAAGCGUACCAUAGAAAAAGAGGCAAAUUUGAGAGGAUUUACUCUUGCCAAAAACCAGUCUACAUGAGGAGCCCUUUUUUGUAUGGAACUCUAUCAAAGAAGCCUCACGUCAUUCAACAAAGCCACUUCUUACAUUGGUUCAAAAUACUGCCCCUACAAUGUGUAGAUGAGUUAUAAAAAAAAAAUAUCCAACAGGAAGUUGCCGCGGAAGCUAUGCAGGGUUGGUCCUGGUUGGAUGACCAGAUGCUGCUGGAAGUGUUGUUGGAAUGCCAGUAGAAGGUACUCUUUCCUCUGGUCUUGAAAAAAAUCCCAAUGUCCCAGGGCAGUGAUUGGGGACAUUGCCCGGUGUAGGGUGCAGUCUUUCGCAUGGGAUGUUAAGCAGGUGUCCUGACUCACUAAAGAGCCCAUGGCACUUAUCAUGAGAGUAGGGGUAUUAACCCUGGUGUCCUGGCUAAAUUCAAUCACCUAAUUAUCCCCAGCUUCCAAUUGGCGCUAUCUUUCCCUUGUAAUUAUUCCCCAGGUCAUAGCUGUAAAUGAUGUGUUCGUAGCCAACUUACCUAAAAUAAGGGUUAAAUAAAAUGUGGCAUUAUAACUGAGAACAGUUUUGCUUGUUAUGCACAUGUAUCUGGCUUCAAUCAUUGAGGACAUGCAUUUCCAUUGUUAGUGGUCAAAGCUAUAAUAGAUCACCUUAAGUGUACCCAAUGUGCUGUUUUGUUUUUAUGGUUACAUUAGUCUUCCUCCAUAACUGUCAGUUGUGUGCUAGCCCUAAGUAUCAAUGUCUAAAGGUGCCUUUUGGUAUUUAAUUACUGUACUGGUACAAUUGUAUGAGGCAGUCAUUUUGUCAAUAUACUUGGUUCAUUGUUCACUACAUAGAACAAGAACCUGCUUAAUGGAAAUCCAUUGUGCAAGCAAAAACAAAAGGCAGUUUGUCAAGGGUAAAAAUAUUUUUACUCCAAUGCUAGUGUGUAUGUAAUGCAGCUUAAAAAAAUAAAAAAAGAUUAAACACAUGGCAAGUAUAUUAAAACUGUCCGUGAACUAGAAAGUUUAUUACAAAACUAGGACAACGGUGUUAGAAUACUACCCAAUCAACAAGAAAGUCACCCACAAAAUGAGUCAGUAUCAUUGAACACAGCAUUUAUCUAUACACAU
This is a messenger RNA of Oncorhynchus kisutch (coho salmon), 1847 nucleotides long. Its product is annotated as adenine phosphoribosyltransferase-like. Gene Ontology annotation, biological process: adenine salvage; AMP salvage. Lineage: Eukaryota; Metazoa; Chordata; Actinopteri; Salmoniformes; Salmonidae. The record is from RefSeq and is a predicted model, not a curated record. The transcript is spliced from 3 exons. Gene Ontology annotation, molecular function: adenine phosphoribosyltransferase activity; AMP binding; adenine binding. The coding region runs from base 99 to 365 and encodes 88 amino acids. Gene Ontology annotation, cellular component: cytoplasm.